AUGAAUAUUUCCAACAUGGCAUUAAACAACAGCUUCACCAACCACUCCUUCAACUGUAUGAUUGACAGCUUCAAGCAAGUAAUUUAUCCCAUCAUGUAUCUCUUCAUCUUCUUCCAGGGUACUGUUGGAAAUGGCCUCUCCAUUUAUGUUUUCUUCCAGCCUUCAAAGAGGAAGACCUCAGCAAACAUUUACAUGUAGAACUUGGCUGUUUCAGAUCUCAUGUUUGUAAGUACUUUGUCUUUUGGGGCCACAUAUUUACUGUUGGGAUCAGAUUGGAUAUUUGGUGAUAUCAUCUGCAGGAUUAUGAUUUACACUCUGUAUAUGAACAUGUACUGAAGCAUUUAUUUCCUCAGUGUGCUCAGCAUGGUUUGUUUCAUAGCCAUUGCCUACCCAUUCAAACACUGGAAAAUAACCAUGAAGCGUGGCAGGAUUUUGUGUGCUGCCAUAUGGAUCUUGGUGCUGGCAGCCUCCAGCCCUCUGUUAAGCAAAGGAGUCACUGGGUACAGAAGCCAAGCCAAGUGCUUGGACCUCCACCCUUCCAGAAAAUCCAAGCUCCUCAUGAUGAACAGCUUUAUUCUUGUCAUUGGUCUCAUUCUGCCAUUUUGCAUACUUAUAGUCUGUUACAUUUUUGCAAUCAAAGCACUGCUCAGGUCCAUGACUCUGCAGCACAAGGAGGCAGCCUGUCACAAGAAGGCACUGCCAACAAUCAUCAUCUCUCUCAUCCUCUUCCUCAUCUGUUUCCUGCCCUAUCAUGGACUCCAAACCACCCACCUGAUGCAUGGCAGCUGCAGCCAGGCCAACCUACCCUUGCACAAAGCACUGGUGGCUGCGUUCUGCCUUGCUGCCACCAACAGCUGCCUUGAUCCUGUCUUCUACUACUUUACUGCUGAAAUUUUCAACGCGAGCAUCUGA
Molecule: messenger RNA, 912 nt
Organism: Calypte anna (Anna's hummingbird)
Lineage: Eukaryota; Metazoa; Chordata; Aves; Apodiformes; Trochilidae
Gene: CYSLTR2
Product: cysteinyl leukotriene receptor 2
Exons: 1
Biological process (GO): G protein-coupled receptor signaling pathway
Cellular component (GO): plasma membrane
Molecular function (GO): leukotriene receptor activity
Source: RefSeq, a predicted model, not a curated record